AUGUCUGCAUCUGAGACUGGAGUUCGGGAUAUCGACGAGAUUUGGCUCACGGCUCAUACCGCUGCACCCUUUGGUUUUGUGAAGUUCGGCGUACCGGUAAUCGAUGAUGCGUUUGGCGGCGGAGUUUUUUGCGGGAAGGUUACGGAGAUGUAUGGCCCAUCUGGAUGUGGUAAAACGCAAAUGGCGUUGACAUUGGUGGCUCAGGAACUGAUCAGCAUCCACUUCGAGAAGACUGGUGCUCUGCUUAUAUACUUCCACACUAGUGGGACAUUUCCUAUCGCACGUCUAUGUGACAUUAUAGAGGGCAAACUGCAUCGCUAUAAAACUGAAGAGCCUGCAGACAAGGCCCUUGUGAGAAAUAUUCUCAAGAACCUCUGUAUUGGCAAGGUGAUUGAACCUGCGGAAAUUAUCACUAAGCUGAAUCAACUCUGCGUUGGUACAGAUGAAUGUCGCAAGAUUCGUCUCCUGGUGAUCGACUCUAUAGCCUCCUUGUUCAGACCAUUCAUGACACUAAAGGGCACUGGCGAUGCCACGCUAGGCCAGAUCCUCCAGACGGCUUAUCUGUUGAAGCGUCUUGCAUUUCAGAGGGAUACUGCCGUGUUGGUAUUGAACGAGGUGACUCACGGUGGCAGUGGUACUUUAACCGCAAUCGGCGGUACUUAUACAACUUUGAAACCGUCACUUGGUGAAAUAUGGACCAAGUGCCUUAACUGCCGUGUGUGGAUACACACUACAAAGUCUACGAUGUCGAGUCGACGCUAUCUACGGGUUUUAUUCAACUCCGAUGGUCCACCGUCCAAUACUAUACAGUUUGAAAUAACAUCCAGUGUAUGA
Messenger RNA from Babesia sp. Xinjiang, 834 nucleotides. RefSeq names its product DNA repair protein XRCC3 -like protein. Gene Ontology annotation, biological process: double-strand break repair via synthesis-dependent strand annealing; resolution of mitotic recombination intermediates; t-circle formation. The record is from RefSeq and is a predicted model, not a curated record. The transcript is spliced from 10 exons. Lineage: Eukaryota; Apicomplexa; Aconoidasida; Piroplasmida; Babesiidae. Bases 1 to 834 code for a protein of 277 amino acids. Gene Ontology annotation, cellular component: Rad51C-XRCC3 complex; replication fork. Gene Ontology annotation, molecular function: ATP binding; four-way junction DNA binding; ATP-dependent DNA damage sensor activity.